AUGGGUGCAACCCCGUUUCAUCAUUCCAUCCUCGAGGUCUGGCUACCAAAGCACUUUGAUAAGCCGACAGACAUGAGGUACGACGGAACCCAAGACCCACAGAAGCACCUUACGGCCUUCGAGGCCAGAAUGAACCUGGAGGGAGUAGGCGAUGAAGUGAGGUGUCGCGCUUUCUCGGUCACUCUGGCGGGACCUGCAAUACGGUGGUUUAACAGCCUCCCGCAGGGAUCUGUUGCCAGGCCCGGCGAGCCGACCAGAAAAUAUCUGGACCGGUUCAACGACGAGUGUUUGGAGAUUGACGGGCUAACUAAUUCGGUGGCCAGUCUGUGUUUGACGAACGGACUUCUGAAUGAGGAUUUCAGGAAGCAUAUCACUAUGAAGCCGGUAUGCAUGAUGCAAGAGAUCCAAAGCGUGGCUAGGGAACAUAUCAACGAUGAAGAAGUCAGCCAAGUCGUGGCAGCCAACAAGCGGCAGCCCGCCUACAAUCAACCUCGGCAGCACGGUGGAGGGGAAAGGCUGAAGGAGCACGCCAGAGACGGCGGGCCAGGCAAGACAUCCAGGCCGUUUCCCCGAGUCAGGAAAUUCACCAACUACACCCCUCUCACCGUCGCCAUCGUAGAAGUUUAUCAGCAGAUAGCUGAGAAAGGAAUUCUGUCAAAGCUCCGACCUCUAAAGGACAGAACCGGGGGGAACAAAAGCCUCUAUUGUGAUUAUCAUAAGGGCUAUGGGCACAAAACACAUGAUUGCUUCGACCUCAAGGACGCACUAGAACAAGCGAUCCGGGACGGAAAGCUGGCCGAAUUCUCCCGCUUUAUCAGGGAGCAGAGAAGACGAGAUCGCGGUCGCGAGGGAGAGGACAAGACCCGCACGGUGAAGCGGCGUCAAGAGCCAGAGGACAACGAACACGGCCUUACCAUAGUAAACGUGGUAACAGCAAGAGACGCGGCUCCAAGGUCGAGAUCGGCACAUAAGAAGGACGCCAAAGUCCUGGCAGUCUCCUCGUCUCCAGCGCGAAGCUCCAAGAGGGUCCCGCCUAUCUCGUUCGGUCCGGAGGACCAAUGGUUCGAAGAGGUCGCGGAAAAUCCUCCUAUGGUCAUCAUGGCCAGAGUGGGAACCGGCCUCAUCAAGUGGAUCCUCGUAGACACCGGGGCUGACUCGAAUAUCAUGUUCCGCAACGUGUUUGAUGCCUUGGGUCUCUGGGAUGCCGACUUAAGGACUCACCAACACAGUGUAGUGGGCUUGGGCGACCACUUUAUCAAGCGAGACAGGAUAAUAUCCCUACCGGUAUCCGUAGGACUAGGACGGGGAAGAAGGUCGGUAAUGGCUGAGUUCGUGGUCCUACGAGACUCCACGGCCUACAACGUCAUCCUAGGAAGAAAGACUAUCAACGACCUUGGGGCAGUGAUCAGUACAAAGAUGUUGGUAAUGAAGUUCAUCGCUGAUGACGGAUCCGUGGGAUCCAUAAAAGGAGACUUGGAAACGACAGUUGCUUGCGACAAUGCCAGUCUCUCCUUAAGAAAGAAAUCUAAAGAAGCAUCGGGAGUGUUCCUCGCCGACCUGGACGCUAGAGUCAACGACAAGCCCAGACUCGAACCGGAGGGAAACUUAGAAAGGUUCAGGGUUGGUGACACAGAGGAGAAGUUCACCUUCGUGAACAGAAACCUCCCGCACAAAUUGAAGGAACCUCUAAUGGAAAUGAUCAGGGCUAACGGCGACCUUUUUGCUUGGACGCCAGCUGACAUGCCGGGGAUAGACCCCCAGCUCAUGUCACAUCACUUGGACGUCAAGGCGGAGGCCAAACCGGUGGCCCAAAGGAGAAGAAAAAUGUCACAAGAAAGAGCAGAGGAGGUGGCCAGGCAGACGGCCAGCCUCCUCGAAGCGGGAUUUAUCCGGGAACUCGACUACUCGACCUAG
Messenger RNA from Arachis ipaensis, 1914 nucleotides. RefSeq lists its product as uncharacterized. Lineage: Eukaryota; Viridiplantae; Streptophyta; Magnoliopsida; Fabales; Fabaceae. Gene Ontology annotation, biological process: proteolysis. The record is from RefSeq and is a predicted model, not a curated record. Gene Ontology annotation, molecular function: aspartic-type endopeptidase activity.